Molecule: messenger RNA, 4368 nt
Organism: Oreochromis niloticus (Nile tilapia)
Lineage: Eukaryota; Metazoa; Chordata; Actinopteri; Cichliformes; Cichlidae
Gene: gpr19
Product: G protein-coupled receptor 19
Exons: 2
Coding region: 2032-3306 (424 amino acids)
Biological process (GO): G protein-coupled receptor signaling pathway
Cellular component (GO): plasma membrane
Molecular function (GO): G protein-coupled receptor activity
Source: RefSeq, a predicted model, not a curated record
AAAUUAUUUUUAUUAAUGUCUCUUUUGAGCCCGGGUACUCUAACAGCUGUUCCUAGGACUGCACUCUUCUGGACAGAGAUCUCCAGUGUAGUUCAUGGGAUCUGAGAUUAUAGAGUCCGGAUCAAAUGUUGAAGACCACUUGGAAAGUGGCAAAAAAUCAUAUUUUGCAUGGUUGGAUCUUAACAAGGUUCCAAGUAGAGCUUCAACAUGCAACAAAUGAGAGGGAGACAAGACAUAUUUUUUUGAGCAUGCAAUUUACUGAAAACAAUGCUUAAACUGAAACAGGCUGUUUUACAGCUGACAAAAAAGUUUAGGACCACAUGCCUUUAAAAGGCCAAAUCUGUGCAAAAAUGUGGAUUCAUUGUCAUUUUCUGUCAGGUGGUCACACUGUCAUAAUGUUCUGAUGGCAAAGGCAAGAAAAACUUUCCCUUUUUGAACGUGGUCGGGUUGUUGAACUGCACAAGUAGGGUCUGUCGCAGCACACCAUCACUGCUGAGGUUGGAUGCAGUAAGACAGUCAUUUGGAUUUUCUUAAAUGAUCCUGCGGUUAUGGAACAAAAACUUCAAGCAGAAAAGCCAAAAAAAUUUCACAAGCGCUGAGCCGGAGGAGCCAAUUGGUGACAAGACACUGGACAAUCCUGGAUCCAAAUUAAGGCCGUUACUGGUGCCGACUGCAGCCCCAUAACCAUCACACAUCAGGAAUCUGAGACUGAAGAACUUCAAAAACAAAAUACGUCCUCAAAGCCCUCGUCUCCUUGAACACCACAGACCUGACUGUUUGGACUUUGCAAGAGAGCAUGAAACAUGGGACACUGAAAGAUGGAAGGAGUUUUAUUCUCUGAUGAGAAAAAAUUUAACCUCGAUGGUCCUGAUGGUUUCCAACGUUACUGGCAUGACAAGCAGAUCCCACCUGAGAUGUUUUCUACACUCCACAGUGCAGGGGGCGCCACAAUGGUCUGGGGUGCUUUUUUCUUCAGUGCAACAAUGGAGCUUCAGGAGGUGUAGGGGUUUUUCAACAGGACAAUGAUACAGUACACAAUGCCCACAGAACCUCUUCCAGGAGAAUAACAUCACUCUUUUGGACCAUCCUGCGUGUUCCCCUGAUCUAAAUCCAUUUGAGAACCUUUGGAGAUGGAUGGCAAGGAAGUUUACAAAAAUGGACAAAAGUUCCAGACAGUACAGACACUUCGUACGGCCGUCUUCACCACUUGGAGAAAUGUCCCCACUCACCUCAUAGAAAUGCUUGCAUCAAACAUGCCGCAACUUUUGAAGUGAUCAACAAUAACGGUGGAGCUACUCAUUACUGAGUUCAUGUUUGGAGCUUUGAUUUCUCUUUUGGGGGGGGGUUAGGUUUUUGUUGUUGUUUUUUUAGACUUAGUCUUUAACUUUUGAUCAGGUGUAAAACAGCCUGUUUCAGUUUAAAUGUUGUUUUUGAUAAAUUGCAUGGUCAAAAAAAUGUUUUGUCUCACUCCCGUUUCUUCUUGUUGCAUGUUGAAGCUCUACUUGGAACCAGUCUGCACUUCUGUUAAAUUCAUGUAUUUUUUAAAUUUAUUAUCAAUUUAGUUUUUUAUAUACUUGGCAUAAACAGUCUUCCGUACAGCAGUCUUCAGCUGAGGGGUCUCAUCAUUCCCUCAUGUAGCCUCGGUCCGCCCCUGCUGACAGAGAAGAAAACAUCCACCCUCCUCUUCCUCAGCUGCAGCUUCAUCCCCCAGCUGCCGUGAUGUCUGCUGGCUGCUCGGACCUCCUUCUCCUGUGAAUCAGACACCAUCGUGAAGCGUCUCUCCAUCCUCUGAGCGCGUAUCCGCCUCACCUGCGGACUCCGGGACACUUGAUCACCUGCAGCCGCUGAGCAGAGGCCGCCUGCGGGCUGGUUUUGUCGGCCUCGUCCAUCCUUCAUCAUCCUCCUCUUCAUCAGCAGACAUGUUGUUCAGGCAGGAUCCGUGACGCCGCGGUGACUGCUGAUGGAUGGAAGGAGCCGGAGGAGCGGCUAGAAUGACGCUCGGCACCUGGUCUCUGAUCCAGCAGUACAGCGAUGGUGUAUGCCCAGACAUCAAACACAGUCGGUGUCAAUCCCUCCAUCUACUUGCCAUCUUUCAUGUAUCAGAUGUCAUUUAACUACUCCAAGAGAGAAAACUCAACUGUCCUGGCAACCUUACCCACAACUCCCCUCUGCAGCCUUGAGGGCACGUCCUCCGGCCAGUUGAAUACUACCUCUGUCCCUGAUGAGCUGACUUCAGGUGAGGUUGCCGUCCUAGGCUUGGUGUUUGGGGUUCUAUGGCUGGUCUCCAUCUUGGGAAAUGCCCUCGUAUGCCUGGUCAUCCACCGAAGCCGACGGACUCAGUCCACAACCAACUACUUUGUGGUGUCUAUGGCCUGCGCGGACCUGCUCAUGAGCCUUGGUUGUGCCCCAUUCGUCCUCUUGCAGGUUGCCUCUGGACGUUGGCCAAUGAGCACAGCAGCUUGCAAGGCUGUGCGCUAUCUACAGCACCUUUGUCCAGGUGUGCAGGUUUACGUCCUGCUUUCCAUCUCAAUAGACCGCUUCUACACAAUCGUCUAUCCCCUCAGCUUCAAAGUGUCCAGAGAAAAGGCAAAGAAGAUGAUUCUGGCUUCGUGGUUAUUUGAUGCAGCCUUCGUCUCCCCCUGCCUCUUCUUCUAUGGAUCUACAUCUACAGUCAGUCAUUGUGACUUUUUCCUUCCUGAGAGCUGGGGCAGCAUAGUCUACGCAGCGAUUCACCUUCUCAUUGGUUUUCUGGUGCCAGCUGGAUUGAUCAUAUCAUUCUACCAGAGGGUGGUCAGGUACAUCUGGAGGAUCAGUGCUGAUGGCCACACUGUGCGGCGGACAAUGAACAUUGUCCCACGGACUAAAGUCAAGACCAUCAAAAUGUUCCUUAUGCUUAAUUCUGUUUUCUUCCUCACCUGGACACCCUUCUAUCUCGCCCAACUGUGGCAUCCGAGGGAGUCUGAUGGGCCCAGCAGGCAGGGACUGCUUUUCUUCACAGCCAUCACCUGGAUUUCCUUCAGCUCCACAGCAUCCAAACCCACCCUGUAUUCUGUCUACAAUGCAAACUUCAGACGUGGCAUGCGGGAGACCUUCUGCAUGUCAUCCAUGAAAUGCUACCGCAGUAAUGCCUACACCAUCACCGCGAGCUCCCGCAUGGCCAAAAAGAAUUAUGUUGGGGUGGUGGACAUCCCAGUGCAAGCAAAGAUGGUGACUAAAGACUCGGUCUACGAUACAUUUGACCGAGAAGCUAAAGAAAAGAAGGUAGCUUGGCCCACUAAUGCGAACCCUCCAAAUACCUUUGUGUGAAUGAGCUUGGACAGUUUUGAAACUGAACUCACAAACAUAAACUUGUCUAACAUAGCACAGUGCCAGUGGUGGCAGGUGAAUUAGCUGGAGGCUAACAUGCUAGCACUGUAUUUAAGUAAAAAGUUCACCGAAUGUGUUCAGAUUGUAUAAAGGGCUUUUUUUUGAUGUGACAAACCCUAUAGCAGCCAUAUUGGUGAUUUUUAUACUUCAGAUUUCAAUCAGAAUUUGUUUUCGUGCUGUGUUUUGAUGGAUCGUACUCCAUGGAUGAAUUCCAUUUUGUGUUUUGAUGUCAACUUGUUAGCUAGCUAACUGUCUGUGUGGUCAUCGAUCAUAAAAGUCUUGUAACUGCAUCUGGUUUGCUACAGUAAUGUACGUGGUAGAUGCUAAUGUUAGUAAAGGCUAAAAUGUUAACAAUGACAUUAUCUGCUUUGUCACCAUGACUGAGUAACGGUGAGCUGGUUAGAUACCAAAGCCCGGGAUUCAAAGCUUGUUCAAAUAAACUGGGCUGAAUCAAAGUGAAGCUCAGUGUUUUCCAAAAAAAGAGACUAGGUUAUGGACAUGAAAGCUGGAUAGGCUUUGGUAACUUGGAGUACAAUCAGGAUCAAUUAUGACUUUAACAACCAUGUCAGCAAGACCCAUUCAGGUUCAAACUUAGCUGAGUGGUCAUAGCUAAACAUGACAACAUGCAGACACUGUUUGAUUCAGUUCAGUUUCAGAAUGGUGCUUGGUUCUUAAACAGCAUCAAGGCAGAACUCGUUUGGUGUCGAAGUGGAUCGGUAGCUCAAAUCUUAAAGUGCGAUUGCAGAGGGACUUAAGUCCUGUAAUUUCUGAUUGAGUUCCUCAACAUCAUCCUCAGCACUGCUGUGUGGAAACGCUCAACAAGGACAGAACCUGAACAUUUGUCCUCCUUCCAAUGUGCUGAAAUAUCCAGACUUGAGAUCAAAUGGAUGUUCAGUAAUGAGGAUCCUUGAGGAGCUGUAUGAAUGAAACAACCAAGUUUGUAGCUGUGAUCAGUUCUCAUGAAGUUUGAUCAGUGUGAUUAAAGAUAAUUUGUUAUAUGAA